Messenger RNA from Pocillopora damicornis (cauliflower coral), 2034 nucleotides. RefSeq names its product TNF receptor-associated factor 6. Lineage: Eukaryota; Metazoa; Cnidaria; Anthozoa; Scleractinia; Pocilloporidae. The record is from RefSeq and is a predicted model, not a curated record. Gene Ontology annotation, cellular component: plasma membrane signaling receptor complex; cytoplasmic side of plasma membrane. Gene Ontology annotation, molecular function: tumor necrosis factor receptor binding; zinc ion binding. Gene Ontology annotation, biological process: regulation of canonical NF-kappaB signal transduction.
UAGAUGAAGGUUUUAAGUCUUAGUUAACCCUAGAAUUUGUCUUGUGCUUGUGAUACUAUCAUUUUAGUUACAGCUGGUCUUUCUGCUCUGGUUACUUCUCUGUGAUAAUUUUACCAAAGCCUCAAAAUUCACACGCAAUCAAGUUGCUCCAAAUAAUUUUACUGAAGGUGAAUAAGUGUAAUAGCAACUUUGAGCAAACGUCCCUUCCCUUUUUAUUUCAGGUUAACAGACAGAGUUAUUUAAUAUUAAAAGAUGUCUGGAUACAGAAUUCCAUUUUCUGCAAAUAUUGAUGAUAAGUUUAAUUGUAAAUCAUGUGGUCAUUUAUUGAGAGAUGCUGUACAAACACUUUGUGGCCACCUUUAUUGUGAAAACUGCUUGCUGAAGAUGUUAGAACAUGAAUGGGUGUUAAAGGAAGUCAAAUGUUUAGACCAGAAUUGUAGCAGUCAAAUUGGAAAUGGAGGGUAUUUUCCUGACAAUCACACGAGAAGAGAAAUACUGCAAAUGACUACACCAUGCUUGAAUAAAGAUACUGGAUGUGAUUGGUUUGGUGAAGUCAGAUCUGCGGAAGACCAUUACAAAGAGUGUGAGUGGAGGCCAGUGACAUGUGUUAAUUCUGGCUGCAAUAAAGACGUACCACUUAAUACAUCAGCCAAGCACCAAGAGGAGGAAUGUCCUUUUAGAGAUGUGGUUUGCAACUUCUGCAAUAAGGCAAUAAAGUGGGCUGAUCAAGCAAACCAUAGUGAAAGCUGUGAAAAUCUACAUGUUACUUGUGGAAAUUGUGGGAAAGAGAACAUUCAACUGUGCGAGUUGAAGAGGCAUCAAGAUGCAAAGGACGGUGAUUGCACACAAAAGGAGUGUCCGUACAGAGACUACGGAUGUGAGCAUUGUGAGAAGAUGGAUCCCAAAGAGUUCAGGGCCCAUUUGGAUGCUGAUGUGGUCCCACACUCAUUGCUUGUGUUGCCACAUCAGAGAGGUAUGAAUGACCAUCGCAUGGAAGCCAACGCGGCUGAGUUAAGUGCUUUAAAAGAAACUCUCGCUGCAGAUGAAAAGGUCAUUGCAGAACAUGAGUGGGCACUCCAAAGCCACUACCAAGAAAUCCGUCUUCUGAAAGAAGAUAUGGAGAAAUUGAAAAACUCUCGCGGGUAAGGGGACGGUUGCCCGCUGCAUAGAUAGUACAUUGAUUAGCAUAUAUACAUUAAUCACAGAUAAGAAUGGAAUUUCUUUAGUAGUUAGGAAUGUGAAAUUGUACUGUUAUGGAGUUAUAUGUGGUAGAAGAUAAUAUUCGAAAUGUGGACUAUUUUUUAGAGAUGUGACAGUGAUGCAGUUAAACGGUGAUAAAUUUAGCACUUAGUUUUAUAAUGAGUAGUUUUUACCAUCAUCACUGUAUGAUACAAAAUAGGUUACUAGAAAUUAGUCUGGGUAUUAGUCUGUGGUCGAGUUUUUAAAGGGUUUGCACAGUACACGUAGUUUUCGUUCACGUAGUUUUCGUACAAGUUUAGAUAAUUUUGACUGGUUUACUAAAUCUCUUCUCGUUUUUGUCUAUUUUUUGCAAAUUUAGGGCAGCUUUUUCAACUUUAGACAGUUAAAAAUGCUGUGGAUCAUCAUUUUUUCAUCGUCUAGAACUGAAGUAGAUUUUUACUUGACUGUGUAUAUAGUUUCUUACCAGCGGCGCUUGAACGAGCGUUUAGAAGCAAUUAAAGGGUAAUUGGUCAUUUCGCUUACGGAUCGUUUGGCUAACGACGGUUGGCUGACGUCUUAGGUCAUUCCGCCAACGUCCCAGGUAGUUUUGCUAACGUCUCACUGGUCGUUUCGCCAACGUUUCACAAAACCAUUAGUAGUUCUAUCGGCAGAACUUGAUCGACUUCCUAUCGAAUCAUAGGCAAAAUGACAGUAAACCAAUCAAACAUGCGUUGACUCACAUGGUUCUUCCACCCGCCAUCCAGUCUACGUUAGACUUUACUCCAUAAGUGGACAACUGUGACAAGGCUUAAUCCAUAGCAAAAGAAUAUAGUAUCUAAAAUGGUAGCAGUUUUU